GAUGGCCACUGCUGCAGUAAUUGGACUGAAUGCGGGGAAGAGGCUCUUGAGUUCCUCCUUCUAUUAUUCCGAUCUUACAGAAAAGUUGUCCUCCAGCUGCGACCAUUCACUGUCACACACCAUCAGGUUGCUUCAACGAAGAAUGUAAUCACUGCAAAGAAGUCAUCACAUUAUACCCCUAGUUUUCUCUCCAAUCGACAUAAACAAUCCAUCAAGGCUCUAAAAGAACAUGUAGAUACUGCUUCUGAUCCUCCAAAUGUAGAGGCACAUCUUCAGAGAUUCAACCAUGUGGAGAAGAAAAAGUCAAUGCUUGAAAAGCAGUGGAAUCUGUCGACUGAGCAGGCAAUAGUAACUUCGACAUUAAGAGAAAAAACUCACAAGAAGAUGCAGGUCACUUGUUCUGGGAUCUCUGCUAGGAGGCGGAGAAUAGAUUCUCGGAGAAAAAUUCUGAGCCAAAAAACUUCUACUAUGCAACUCAGUACAAGUAGACAGCUCAGGUCCAUUAUCAGCCCAGAGCUCCUUCAGAAUCAUUUGAAAGGUUAUGUGAAGGGUGUAAUAAGUGAAGAAUUGCUCACCCAUGCUGAAGUAGUGCAACUAUCCAAAAAAAUUAAAACUGGUCUUGUCUUAGACGAGCAGAAAUCAAGAUUGAAAGGAAGAUUAGGAUGUGAACCUUCAGAGGAGCAACUAGCAAGAUCCUUGAGAAUGUCUCGUGCUGAUUUACAAACAACUCUGAUUGAGUGCUCUUUGGCAAGAGAAAAGCUGGCUAUGAGCAAUGUUCGUCUAGUCAUGUCUAUUGCACAAAGAUAUGAUAACAUGGGUGCUGAAAUGGCUGACCUUGUUCAAGGCGGCCUGAUUGGACUACUCCGGGGGAUUGAAAAAUUUGAUUCUUCAAAGGGGUUCAAAAUUUCCACUUAUGUUUAUUGGUGGAUACGUCAGGGUGUUUCGAGAGCAUUAGUUGAUAAUUCGAGAACCUUAAGAUUGCCAAACCAUUUGCAUGAAAGGCUGAGUUUAAUUCGGAAUGCAAAGUCCAAACUGGAAGAGAAAGGAAUAAUGCCCUCGAUUGAUAGAAUAGCAGAAUGUCUAAACAUGUCACAAAAGAAAGUUAGGAAUGCCACCGAGGCAAUCAGCAAGGUCUUCUCCCUUGAUAGGGAAGCAUUCCCUUCAUUAAAUGGUCUUCCAGGAGAAACACUUCAUAGUUAUAUUGCAGAUAAUCGUCUCGAAAACAACCCAUGGCAUGGAGUUGAUGAAUGGGCACUCAAGCAAAAGGGUCAGGAAGAAAAACAUGUGGUGCAUAGGGUAGAUGCUGAGUCACUAAAGGAUAAUUUCCCCAGAACCUUGGCUCCUGAUGAAGUGAACAAGCUCAUUAGUACGACACUAAGGGAACGGGAGAGAGAUAUUAUUCGUCUCUACUAUGGUCUGGACAAUGAAUGUCUUACUUGGGAGGAUAUCAGUAGACGGAUAGGUUUGUCCAGAGAAAGAGUUAGGCAGGUUGGCCUUGUUGCAUUGGAGAAACUAAAACAUGCUGCUAGAAAAAGAAGACUAGAGGCUAUGCUGGUGAAACAUUAA
Molecule: messenger RNA, 1566 nt
Organism: Ilex paraguariensis (yerba mate)
Lineage: Eukaryota; Viridiplantae; Streptophyta; Magnoliopsida; Aquifoliales; Aquifoliaceae
Source: the annotation of a GenBank genome assembly